Thunnus maccoyii (southern bluefin tuna) is the source of this 4189-nucleotide messenger RNA. RefSeq names its product galectin-3-binding protein B-like. The record is from RefSeq and is a predicted model, not a curated record. Gene Ontology annotation, molecular function: protein binding. The coding region runs from base 2033 to 3745 and encodes 570 amino acids. Gene Ontology annotation, cellular component: membrane. Lineage: Eukaryota; Metazoa; Chordata; Actinopteri; Scombriformes; Scombridae. The transcript is spliced from 6 exons.
UUCUGACACGGUUAUUGUCUUGCCCAAUGAAAUUUCUCUCCGUAGAUAAUAAAGACUUGAGCGCCUUCAAAAUGUACUUAAAACCAACAACUUACUGCUGUCUGUAAUGCCUGCACACUGAUUAGUAGUGCGACACCAGCGGGUAAAAAUGGCGGAGAGAGCAAUCUGCUAAGGCGGAUGUGAUGUGUGAGUUUUAUAGCCAGCAAGAAAGGUCUACAUCCGGUGUUUAUAUUCAAAAAUAAAGGUAAUCGCGGUGCAAAAAAAGGAUUUUGGGAACAUCUGUGCCCGGGAUGUAGAUAUUCAAAUAAACAAAAUACUUUAUUUAAGUGAACCUAAUUGAAAGAUUGUUUGGUCACAGAUAUGAUUCAGUCCAUUUAAAAAUGUCUUAUCUUUUGGAUAUCCAACUAGCCUGAUAAUAGUCGAAAUUCAAUUUUAGAUAUCUAAAACGUAAGACUAAGUAAGUAAGACCUAAAACAACAGUCUGAGGGUGCAGUAGACUUUUGGUCUAACCAUGAUAGCCAAUAUCAGUACCCCACAAUAAGGAAAGUGGCCUUGCUAAUACUGACAAUGUUUGGAUCCACUUACACUUGUGAGUCUAGCUUUUCUCAUAUGAAUGCCAUCAAAACAAGGGCAAGUUGUUCCCGGUUUUUUUUUUUUUACAGUCUAUGGUUGUUCCAUGACCAAUGAGAAAUUGCAUGAGUGUCUCAGGAUUGCCCUUAGCUACUAUCUAUGAGCCAAACUGUGUUGAGAUAGCAAAAUCAAGGCAGUGUAAUUUCUCUCACUGACUCAAAUAGGCUCUAAAUGACAGACGUCUGAUAUGUAUGGUAGUUCUAUAGUGAUAAAUCACCAGAUUGAGGCAUGUAAUGCUAUCUUAGUGAAAAUGCAAAGACUACAGAUCUGUUUUUAUGAUGAUUCAAAUAGGCCUACUUAUUGUUAGUCUGGAUACUGUUUUACUGCUAUAAGCACCAUAUGUCUGCUUGGAAUUGUUUUUGAUAGUAUCAUGAACAGGCCAAUUUAUUGUUAGUCUGAUGGCCACUGUUUUACUAUGUUCAUCUUGCAUUUAGCAUUUAUGGAUAUACAUAUAGGCCAUAUAGCCUAUUUAGUUUCACUCAGAUCAUCACAGAAGCUAAAGAACAUCUACAUUUCCAUGUCAACCUGGCAACUCCAUCUGCUGAGGCUGUGUGCUGUGAUCAAUGCUUUAGAAUAGGCUAGCUGUAAAAUGGACCAAAUUAUGAUGACACAAUUUUGAGAAUAACUGAGAAUAACUAGUCAAAACUACAAUGUAGUUGUAUGUAAUAAUUAGAGAUAUGUUACUGUUACUGUUAGUUACUGACAGUCAUACACAAAAUGCAGAUAUUAAGCUCCUUUAAGACAUAUACAAAUAUUCUUCUUUGAAUAACAAUUUGUGUCUGAUAUGGUUUUUCCACAAAAAGUUCACUUACCUAGUUAGAAAUUCUUAAGUUAUAUCUCCUUCUCUCUCUUUAAAAAUCCAGAAUCUGUGAAUAUGUAAAUAUUUUUUCCAUUUAAAUGGCACAUUAAAUGCCACAGGAUGUCUCCUACCUCACUGAAAAGUUCAUUCUCGCUGUAGCUAUGUUCACUGGAGGCUUCUAGUUUCCUCAUCACACUUGAGUAAGUUGCAUAUUGGACCAGGAUCAGCUUCAAAAAUGGUUGUGAUGUCACAAAUCACUACUACUUUAACUUAGAAUUUCAGUGACCACAUAGAAACUUUCCACCUUCAGCAGAUGAAUGUGAAAACAGCCUUUAAGUGUCAAACUCUCAUCAUUCUGUGAAGCUCAAACACUCAAAUACAGGAACAAAAAGAAAAACACCUUUUUGCAUGGAGGGGGACUUUAAGAGGAUGGAGUGAUGAGUUGCGAGCAGGCUCAGCCCACUAGCCGUGAUUUCUAUCAAUGUAGAGGGUGGACCCAACAACUAGUUAAUACCAUACAGUCUAUGGUUCAUACAUAACCCAACUGCCCUGUCUAUGCAGCCUGAGAGAAAGCAGUGGCCAACCUAAGUAUUUGCAAUCAAAAUGAAGAAGGGGGUUAUCUUAUCACUCUGUGUUCUUUUGCUGAGUGUCAGCCUGUGUGCAGGAUAUAAGGAAGGCGAUGUUAAGCUGGUUGAUGGUAGUGUUACCUCUGAGGGCCGUGUGAUGAUCUAUCAUGAAGAAGAAUGGGGGACUGUGUGUGAUGACGGCUGGGGACUUAACGCAGCUAACGUGGUGUGUCGCCAGCUCGGUUUCUCUGCUGCAAUAGAAGCUGUGAAUUCAAGUUACUUUGGAGAAGAGACUGGUGUUUUAGGCAGAAUUUGGAUGGAUGAUUUAGAGUGUGAUGGGACUGAGACAAGCCUUGCCCAAUGUAUGUUCAGCGGAUGGGGGAGCAAUGACUGUUUUCACGAUGAAGAUGCUGGUGUUAAAUGUAAAACAGCUCCUUUACAGACAACACAAACUACACCUGUGGCUGAUCAGAGGUAUUGUUUGAACCAAAAUACUAGCCUCUCGUAUCAGUUGGGGGAGCUGUUCAACAGUGGACGUGACUGUGACUUGGACAUUGCAGUGGUGGUGGACAACAACACUGUGGAGACAAUCUGUGCCCACAAGCUCAUUCUUUCUCUGAACUCAUUCUUUGAAGUCACACAAGCAGAGUCCACACUCAGCAUUAAUGUCACUGCUGACUGCAGUCAAUACGCCACCAUGUUUGUAAGAUACAUUUACACACGACAGAUCAACAUCACACUAUCCUCUGCUCAGUGUAUUCACAAGAUGGCAUCUGACUGGGGUCUGAAACAACUUCAGAAUGAGACAACAAAACUCUUCAGCUCAUUUCUCCCAGAGGAUCCCACUUUCCAGGGUCAAAAGAGCUUCUAUGAGUAUGCACUCCGUACAGGCGAUGAGGCAUUGCAGCAAAGCUGUCUUCGCUAUUUGGCUUGGAACUUUGAGGCGCUGAUCCACUCCCCAGCCUGGACGAAUCUUACGCUGGAUAUGGUCAAUGCUCUUCUGUCUCGCUCAGAUCUUGUUGUGUCCAAUGAGACCUACAUCCUUAAGGGGCUGGAGGGAUGGGCCACAGCCCAAGGAAGCACAUCUAUUCCUGAGAGCCUUUUAGAACUCAUCCGUUUCCCUAUGAUACCAGCUGAGGACUUGUACAACCUUAAUGGCUCACAAUACCAGACAAACAAGUUAGCAGGUUUUCAUUUUAAUGCCCUGCCUUUUGGGAUGCUGCAUGAUGACGUGGCAAGAAAUCUGAAUGCUUACACGUCUAGGAUUUACACUGGUAAUCCAUGGAGUUUUACUUUUGAAAACAGAGCCAUCAAAGCCCACAAUGAUUAUGGAUUCUACACUUUUAACAGCCAGAACUUUGUUAGACUUAACAGUGAUUUCCAAACCCCUGUGCAUAACAGUGCCUAUUUUGCCUUACAUAGCAUAACCUGGAAAGCAAAUUUAUAUUUAACUGAAGCAGACUGCUUAAGAGGAAGUGUCACUUGCCUUUCUCUGCCAGCUGUCAGUUUAAAGAUUCAGGAUAAGCAAAGUGCAUUACCCAGAGAGAUGGAGAGUCGUAUUCUUUACAGCAACAGGCUCGUUGUUUUGUGUGAAGGCAAGUACGUGUUCCACGUUGAGAAUUUCAAAGUUGUUAAUGGUGAGAAUAUGGCAUUUGUUCCAACAAACAGCAGUGCAGGACAAGUCUAUCCAUGCCACUCAAACCGGUUCUCAUACCAAGUGGUGGUACGUCCUCAGUACUUUACAGGGUAGUUCUGGUUUCCUCUGGGAACCACAGAAAGUAUGCAGGAUAGAGAAAUAGCAAAUGUGUAAUUUCUUUUUAGUUUCAUGACACUGUCAACUCUAUUAAUCUUACAAUCUUAUGACAAUUUCAAGUUAUCCAGGUUGAUCAUCCUAACCCUUGCCAUAUAACAUCCCUUCAGAUACUGCUUGGAUAUCAUUUGUCACUGUAUUCACAGUAUUCAUGGCUAGAGAAAAGGUGUUACCAAAAUGUUGUCUUGUUGUGUCCUUGAUGUUAUUCUGCAUGCCAUUAAUUAUCUGAGAGAAAAAAAAGAUCAUAAUAAACCAAUUAAUCAUAAACAUGUUAAAGAAAGGACAUGUUUGACUGUUUUAUGUCAGUAUCAGUGUCUGUAUCUCUAUUUCUCCUCAUUCUGUCACUUCUCCAAGACAAAAACAUAAAGGACAAGUUUGACUGUU